Messenger RNA from Stegodyphus dumicola, 5397 nucleotides. RefSeq names its product valine--tRNA ligase-like. Gene Ontology annotation, biological process: valyl-tRNA aminoacylation. Gene Ontology annotation, molecular function: valine-tRNA ligase activity; ATP binding; aminoacyl-tRNA deacylase activity. Gene Ontology annotation, cellular component: cytosol. Lineage: Eukaryota; Metazoa; Arthropoda; Arachnida; Araneae; Eresidae. The record is from RefSeq and is a predicted model, not a curated record.
UUCAAUACGUGUUUGUAAACAUUGAAUACUGAAGUCAUUAUGUUCUGCUUUUGUAUUACCAAAUAUUUACGUGCAGUCCCCAAAAGACCUUAUUAUGCUUUAACUAAAAUUUAUCAUCCGUUAUGCUAUGGAUCUCAUUCUUGUUUGUCUUCCAUCUCUUUUGAAACAUGCGAAUCGAAGCAAGUUUUGAAAAAAGAUAUAUCUGGUUCUUAUCCUCUUGCUUAUGACCCUAAAGAAGUUGAAAAAGGAUGGUAUGAGUGGUGGGAACAAAAUGAUUUUUUUCAUUCUGAGUCAAUUCCAAAAUAUCAAAAAAAGGAUGAAUACCCCAUAUUUUCCUUUGUGUUGCCCCCUCCAAAUGUGACUGGGAAUUUACACAUUGGUCAUACUUUAACUGCCACUAUUCAAGAUUGUAUUGCAAGAUGGUAUCGAAUGAAAGGUUACAAAGUGCACUGGAUACCUGGCUAUGAUCAUGGUGGAAUUGCCACUCAGAGAAUAGUUGAAAAAAAGAUUUUGAAAGAAAAGAAGCUAACAAAACAAGAAAUUGGUAAAGAAGACUUUAUUGAAGAGCUUAAUGAAUGGAAAACUAUUGGGAAGCAAAACUCAAAUGACAGUCUUCCAUUGCUCUACAGUCCAGGUUUUAUGACUUCGUCAGCACUUUCUCCUCUUACAGGCAUUUUGAUUUCUGAUGAGUGGCUUUUGAAUUGCAGCUUACCCAAAAAUAUCCUAUUUGUGGAGCUCCUUUCUUAUGAUUUUGGUGCUGACAGGUACUCAGAAAAAUAUGAAAUCCAGUUAAAAAAAUUGGGAUCUUCGUUAGAUUUCCGUACAUCAUGCUUUACUAUGGAUGAGAAUGCUUCAAAAGCUGUAAAGAAAGUGUUCAUUGAACUGUAUGAAAAGAAUCUGAUUUAUAGAAAGGAAAAAUUGGUUAAUUGGUCCAGUGAAAUAAGAUCUGUUAUCUCAGACAUUGAAGUUGAUCACUUGGAAGUUCCUGGCAGAACAAUAAAACGAAUUCCAGGCUUAAGUGAACCUGUUGUUUUAGGUUUAUUAGACUUCUUUUAUUAUCCAGUAUUGGAUUCUGAUGAAAAAAUUUUAGUCGCAACCACACGCUUAGAAACAAUGCUUGGAGAUUCAGCAUUAGCAGUGAAUCCAGAAGACACAAGAUAUUCUCAUCUGAUCGGCAAAUCUGUUAAGCAUCCUUAUACAGAGGAUAGCUUACCAAUUAUAUCUGAUAAGAGCAUAAACAAAAAUUUUGGAACAGGUAUUAUGAAGAUUACUCCAGGCCACGAUUUCCAUGACUUUGAACUUGCUGAAAAACAUAAGUUAAAGAUCUUAAAUAUAUUAUCUGAUGAUGGAACUAUUAAUCAAGAUGUAGAGAACUUUAAAGGUAAACACCGCUUAAUUGUCAGAGAUUUAUUGAGAAAAGAUUUAAAAGCAAAAGAUCUGUAUAAAGAAUCAAAAAGCCAUGCAAUGAGUAUUCCAUUUUGUAGCAGAACUGGGGAUAUUGUUGAACCUCGAUUAAAAGAACAAUGGUACUUAAAUUGCACACAGAUGGGUGAGAAGGCUGUAGAGGUUGUCAAGCAAGGGAAGCUUCGUUUUAUCCCAGAACAUCAUGAAAAAGUCUGGUUUGAGUGGUUCAGACAUCUUAAAGACUGGUGUAUUUCAAGGCAGCUAUGGUGGGGGCAUCGUAUACCAGCAUAUAAAAUCUUCUCACCAAAUUCUCAGGUUAAUUUCCGUUGGAUAGCUGCUAGAUCUCAUGAAGAAGCCGUUCAGAAAGCAUCUGAGAAGUUUAAUUUAAAUCCAAGUGAAAUUACUGCAGUUCAAGAUGAUGACGUGCUAGAUACUUGGUUUUCAUCUGCCUUAUAUCCACUUAUUGCUCUGGGAUGGCCAAAAAAGGAAAAUGCAUUGGAAAAGCUAUACCCACUUACUUUAAUGGAAACUGGAUUUGAUAUUCUUUUUUUCUGGGUUGCAAGAAUGGUUAUGUUAGGGCAACAAAUUACUGAAAAACUUCCUUUUCAUGAGGUACUUUUACAUGGAAUGGUUUGUGAUUCACGUGGAACAAAAAUGACCAAGUCAUUAGGAAAUACUCUUGAUCCAUUAGAUGUGAUAAAAGGCAUAUCUUUAGAGGAUAUGUUGAAACGGGCUAAAGAAGAUCAAGUUAGUUUAUCUCCAGAGGAAAUGAAAAGCAUAAUAUGUGGUUAUCGAAAAAAUUUCCCUCAGGGUAUACCAGAAUGUGGAACUGAUGGCCUUCGUCUUUCAUUGCUCUCACAUGAUGUUCAGCAUCAACAAAUCAGUAUUGAUGUGAAAGCUGUGCGAACAUGUCGACAUUUUUGUAAUAAAAUUUGGCAAGGCUUCAGGUUCUUCAGAAAAUCUAUUGAAAAUUAUCCAGUGGGUUCUCUUACUCCUCUUACUUCUGAGGAAGUUUUAAAUCUGGAAAGGGAAAGCGUUGAUCGAUGGAUACUCAGUCGAUUAGCUGGCCUUGUGGCAGUGAGCAACACACAUCUAGAAGAAUUCAAUUUUCAUUUAGUAGCUGCUGCAAUAAGACAGUUUUGGGUUAAAAACUUUUGUGAUAUAUAUCUUGAAUAUGUAAAAAGUGUUUUACUAACAGACAAUGCACAACGUUAUUUUGUAUGUCGUGUGAUGUUAACAUGUAUUGAGACAUUUUUAAAAGUCAUUUCUCCUGUUAUGCCAUUUCUCUCAGAAGAGCUUUACCAGAGGUUAUCAUUAUUAGCAAAUAUCGAAACUUCACCCAGUAUUUCUGUUGCUUCAUAUCCAGUUGCUAGUGAAUAUUCUGGUUGGAGAAACACAGUUUUGGAAGCAGAUUUACAUACUGUUACAGAUUUGAUAGAAAUUGCUAGAUCAUUAAAAGCUCGACAUGGUGUUACCAAACUACGGCCUGCAGUUACAAUAGCUGUGGAAGAAGAAAACACUAUUUCAGCUCUGAGUCCAUUUAGUAACCUUAUAAUUUUACUUGCCAAACUAGAAUCUGUAACAUUUCAUCUUACUCAAGGUCAAGAAUUUUUUGAGCAUCAUCCUCAAGAUUCAUGGGUAUUUCAGACGCAUGAGCAUGGCAUUACUGUUAUAAUGGAUAUUGGAGAAAGGGUUAAUAUUCAAGAGAAUGAAGCCAACAAAUUAGAUAGCAUUCGAUCAGAGUUGAACAAGUUGAACAAAAUGUUGUCCGACCGUGGUUAUCGGAAAAAUGCUCCUCUCAGUGUGCAAGAAAAGACAAUGGCAAAAAAAGCAUCUUUAGAAGGAGAACUUCAAAAAUAUCUGAAUCAAUAUGGAAAAAGUGAAUCUGAGAAAAAAGAGGAUUCUUCAUGUUCAUGAAGAAUAAAUGAUUGUUAUGAUACUGAUGUUCUAUAGAGUGAAGGAUUCAACUAUUCUGUAGAGUAUCUUUGUUACGUUAGUUUCGUAUGGAAGUGCAUAAAAACUAAUCAACAUCUAGAAUCAUGACAUACUCAAAACACAGUUUAUGGCAUUUAUGAUGAACAUAUGUUCUAUGUAAAUAUAAGAAGUGUAAACCCUUCCAUCUUUUGCAUGAUAGAGUAUUAUUUUUGUGUAAUUUAUUCCUAGUUUUUGUGUCACCCUGAAAUUAAAAAACAUAAUAUCAUCCUGGAAGCUAAUUUAUGAUCUAGAUUAUAUAUGUCUUUCAUAGUUUUUAUGAAUAAGCAGGUGCAGAUAUAAAUGUGGAAAUAUUUAUUCAAUUUUAAAAUAAAGUUAUCUGUGAUUUGUAUUGUAGCUGUUCUUCAUGCUGCAGAUUUUUUUUAAAUGAAAAUAGAGCCAAACUUGAACCUGGAUUUAAUUUUAUCUUAAAUUAAUUCAGUUUUCCCCUGGGUUCAUAUUUCUAAGCUUGUGUUUCGUAAGUAACUGCACUGAAUAACUGAACAUUUGUUUAUGAAUUGAUAGAAUGUACAUCAUUAAUGAUAUAAUUACAAAAUAAUAGAGUGUGCAUAGAGUGUACCAUCAUCAUUUCCCAUUGCACUAAAAAUAAUGAUUUUUUUUCAUCUAGUAGCAUUAAUAUUUUUCAGUUUCAUUUAUUUAUUAUUUUAAAUCUAUUUAUGUACUUUUAGUAUCUUUUUUCUUCUUCUCAAAUUCCUUUUAGCUGUUUUGAUUUUUAUGAGAGCCAUUUGAUAAGUAUGGUGUAAAAAUAGGUGAAACAAUAUAAAAAAAAAAAAAAAAAAAAAAAGAACUGAUUUUAUUUUCUAACAUUGUCUUUUUUUAAUGCUAUAUGUGGAAUCUAUUACGUAUGCAGUAUUUUUACAUUGUUGAAAAAGUUGUUUUUUUUAGAGACUGCAAAAUAUAUAUUCGAAGCUGUGAUGACAUAUUAUUUAACAAGCAUUUCUUCAAUAAGCUAAAUUUUCAGGUUUAUGGAUAAGACGUUGCUUGGGCUCAAAUUUAGAGAAAUAGGAUUUCUUGGUCAUCAUUUCAGUACUUGGAAAUCAGUUCAUUUUUGAUUCAGUUCUUCUAUCAGAUGGUCGAAUAAUGUUUCACGGUUGCUUUCUGUUAUUAUUUUUCUUUUCUUCAAUCCAAUCUGAUGAUUCCAGCUAACACAUUCCAUUUCUUUUGACAUACUUUCAUUGCUUGCUGUCCACUGCUUUGACAUAGAUGCGUAAUAGUGGAUCCAUGUUUCAUGUUCUGCAGCUAUGAAUCAGUGCAAAAAGUCUUGUGAAUGCAAUCAAACAUCACCACAUAGUGCUAUGAAUCUCCUGGUCUUCUAUAAUGAUAUCAUAGGUAUUGUAUCAGUCCGUCGAUAUGUUGUGUUCUGGAUACACCAGAAUUCGGAAAGUUUUACUUUUUAGCACUUCCAGUCAAUAUGCUGUAUGAUCAUAUGGUGCUGAGGGGUGGGGACAAGGGUAAGAAGCACCUUCAAAGUCAGAAUAUUUGUUGCUGUGAUUUGGUAAAAGAAUUUAUUGCACUAGUGUGCCUUGUGGCUAUUAAUAUUAUUUUCUGUUCCCGAGUUUUUAUGCUAUAUAUUUAAUGCUACUGUCACUACCAUUGUUUAGAUCCAUGUUUGAUGUAGAUAUGCUUUCAGAUUUCCUCAUUUAACAUUAAAAUCCCAUCUUAUCAAGUGCUUUUAUGAUAGUUAAAGAAUAUGACAAAUUUUGGCAGUCUUUGGUCUAAAGGAUAAAGGUAAAUAACUCAGUAUGUUGUUGUUUGUAGUGACUGUGAUUGUACUCACAAAUCCAUCAUUCCAGUCUAAGGAAAAAAACAGGGACACUUGUAUAGAAUCCCUCAAAAUUUAAUUGACAAUAUCUCAGAAAAUUUUAAUAGUGUAAAACUUUUUCAGGAGACUGCUAAGGUAUAUAAAAUAUUUUUAUCAAGAUGCAUUUUUGCAUGAAUGCAGAGUCCAUGUAAAAUUUAAAAUUUUAUUAUGUUAUUAAAAGUCAUGACAUGACCAAAUUU